GUAACCUUUAUUGAUAAUUAUUAUUUUACUUUAUUUAGUUCUGGGAAGUAAUUUCCGACGAGCAUGGUAUCGACCCGACUGGCACUUACCAUGGGGACUCUGACUUGCAACUGGAACGCAUAAACGUUUAUUACAAUGAGGCUACCGGUGGGAAAUACGUUCCUCGCGCUAUAUUAGUUGAUCUGGAGCCCGGCACCAUGGAUAGUGUUCGAGCCGGUCCUUUUGGCCAGCUAUUCCGUCCCGAUAACUUCGUUUUCGGACAGAGCGGAGCCGGUAACAAUUGGGCUAAGGGACACUACACUGAAGGAGCCGAACUAGUGGACUCUGUUUUGGAUGUUGUGCGAAAAGAGUCUGAGUCGUGUGAUUGCUUGCAAGGCUUCCAGAUGACACAUUCUUUGGGUGGAGGCACUGGGUCCGGAAUGGGUACCUUGUUGAUUUCGAAAAUCCGCGAAGAAUACCCUGACAGGAUCAUGAACACAUUUUCCGUUGUGCCUUCUCCAAAGGUUUCUGAUACUGUGGUCGAACCCUACAAUGCCACUCUAUCCGUGCAUCAACUUGUCGAGAAUACGGACGAAACUUACUGCAUCGACAACGAAGCUUUGUACGAUAUCUGCUUCCGUACUCUGAAGCUUACCACACCGACUUAUGGUGACCUGAACCAUUUGGUUAGUGCUACCAUGUCUGGCGUGACAACGUGUUUGCGUUUCCCUGGUCAACUGAACGCCGACUUGCGAAAACUGGCGGUGAACAUGGUGCCGUUCCCUCGCCUUCACUUCUUCAUGCCUGGUUUCGCUCCGCUGACUAGUCGCGGCAGUCAGCAAUAUCGGGCACUAACUGUCCCAGAACUGACGCAGCAAAUGUUUGACGCAAAGAAUAUGAUGGCUGCCUGUGACCCACGUCACGGAAGAUACCUGACAGUAGCUGCAAUCUUCCGCGGCCGAAUGUCCAUGAAGGAAGUUGAUGAGCAAAUGCUGAAUGUGCAGAACAAAAAUUCCAGCUACUUCGUCGAGUGGAUACCGAACAACGUGAAGACGGCUGUUUGUGAUAUUCCUCCCCGUGGACUGAAGAUGUCGGUGACGUUCAUUGGGAACAGUACCGCAAUCCAGGAGUUGUUCAAGCGCGUGUCCGAACAGUUUACUGCUAUGUUCCGCCGGAAGGCUUUCUUGCACUGGUACACAGGUGAGGGAAUGGAUGAAAUGGAAUUCACGGAAGCUGAGUCUAACAUGAAUGAUUUGGCGACUGAAUUUAAUCAACAGAGCAACGAUGAGACCGCGCUUGGCCAGUUUGGUUACAUAGUGUCUUCUCCACAGCCCGAUGUACCGGAGUCGAUAGCUUGGUACAUGCUCACUCUUGAGGUUCCCGAUACGAAAAUUCGAGUGACGCGUAGGUUUGACAAUCCCGAAUAUCAAAAGGAAGAAGUGGGCUCGAAGUUCUACGGUACUAUUCCUACAAGGGCAGGUCAGUGUGGUAACCAGAUUGGUGCCAAGUUUUGGGAGGUUAUCUCCGACGAACAUGGAAUAGACCCAACGGGGACCUACCACGGCGAUUCCGAUCUGCAGUUAGAGCGUAUCAACGUGUACUACAAUGAGGCGACCGGUGGGAAUACGCGGUUAAUUGACAUGCGUGAAAUUGUGCAUAUUCAGGCAGGUCAGUGUGGUAACCAGAUUGGUGCCAAGUUUUGGGAGGUUAUCUCCGACGAACAUGGAAUAGACCCAACGGGGACCUACCACGGCGAUUCCGAUCUGCAGUUAGAGCGUAUCAACGUGUACUACAAUGAGGCGACCGGUGGGAAGUACGUACCACGUGCUGUGCUUGUCGAUUUGGAACCUGGUACAAUGGACAGUGUCCGAGCUGGUCCUUUUGGCCAACUCUUCCGUCCGGACAAUUUUGUCUUCGGUCAGAGCGGAGCCGGUAAUAAUUGGGCGAAGGGACACUACACCGAAGGGGCUGAGUUGGUGGAUUCCGUGCUUGACGUCGUGCGCAAAGAAGCAGAGUCUUGCGAUUGCCUGCAAGGAUUUCAGUUGACUCACUCAUUGGGAGGCGGCACUGGCUCUGGCAUGGGGACACUACUUAUCUCGAAAAUCCGCGAGGAAUAUCCCGACAGAAUUAUGAACACAUUCUCUGUUGUUCCUUCCCCGAAGGUUUCGGACACAGUCGUGGAGCCCUACAACGCCACCCUUUCCGUACAUCAGCUGGUGGAGAAUACGGAUGAGACGUACUGUAUCGACAACGAAGCCUUGUAUGAUAUCUGUUUCCGCACUUUGAAGCUGACAACACCCACUUAUGGGGAUUUGAACCAUCUGGUCAGCGCUACUAUGUCCGGCGUUACCACUUGUCUUCGUUUUCCUGGUCAGUUGAAUGCUGACUUGCGCAAACUUGCAGUGAAUAUGGUCCCCUUCCCGCGUCUUCACUUUUUCAUGCCUGGUUUCGCUCCACUUACUAGCCGUGGUAGCCAGCAGUACCGGGCCUUGACUGUUCCUGAGCUUACACAGCAGAUGUUCGACGCAAAGAACAUGAUGGCUGCUUGUGAUCCCCGUCACGGAAGAUACUUGACGGUGGCCGCAAUGUUCCGCGGUCGCAUGUCGAUGAAGGAGGUCGACGAACAAAUGUUGAACGUGCAGAACAAGAAUUCCAGCUACUUUGUGGAGUGGAUUCCAAACAAUGUUAAGACCGCAGUUUGUGAUAUACCUCCACGAGGUUUGAAGAUGUCAGUGACGUUCAUCGGAAACAGUACGGCAAUCCAGGAACUGUUCAAGCGCGUGUCGGAGCAAUUCACCGCUAUGUUCCGUCGCAAAGCCUUCUUGCAUUGGUAUACGGGUGAGGGUAUGGACGAGAUGGAAUUUACGGAAGCGGAAUCAAAUAUGAAUGACUUGGUGAGUGAAUAUCAACAAUACCAAGAUGCCACCGCUGAAGAAGAGGGAGAGUUCGAAGAGGAAGAGAAUGAGGAAGCUUAACUUGGUUGUUAUUCCAAAAGUUUAAUAAAUUUCGAUCCACGGUAAACU
This is a messenger RNA of Opisthorchis viverrini, 3002 nucleotides long. RefSeq lists its product as hypothetical. The transcript has 9 exons. Gene Ontology annotation, cellular component: microtubule; cytoplasm. Gene Ontology annotation, biological process: microtubule cytoskeleton organization; mitotic cell cycle. The record is from RefSeq and is a predicted model, not a curated record. Bases 198 to 2954 code for a protein of 918 amino acids. Gene Ontology annotation, molecular function: GTPase activity; structural constituent of cytoskeleton; GTP binding. Lineage: Eukaryota; Metazoa; Platyhelminthes; Trematoda; Opisthorchiida; Opisthorchiidae.